Molecule: messenger RNA, 3715 nt
Organism: Anguilla anguilla (European eel)
Lineage: Eukaryota; Metazoa; Chordata; Actinopteri; Anguilliformes; Anguillidae
Gene: gpt2
Product: glutamic pyruvate transaminase (alanine aminotransferase) 2
Exons: 11
Coding region: 318-1985 (555 amino acids)
Biological process (GO): biosynthetic process
Molecular function (GO): L-alanine:2-oxoglutarate transaminase activity; pyridoxal phosphate binding
Source: RefSeq, a predicted model, not a curated record
AAAUACUGGAGUUCAAAUUACGUGUCCUACUCCUACUGCUGUGGGUGGUUAGUCAAUACGGUUGUUUCCUUGGCAAGACCGGUAAACGAUGAUAGUGUCUUUCAGUAGGCUAUGCAUAUACCGUAGCCAUUUUCUUUAACGUUUGGUACUUUGUAUGAUUCUGAUAAACUAGUGUAGACUUAUUUAGCGAGAACAAGCUAAAUUAACACUGAGUGUCUGAAGGUGCAAUGUUAGAUUGAUGAUCAAGCGGUAUUUGUAUUGCCACGUUUGAUCCAUUUUUUCUUAUCGUGCAGUUGGCCUACACCAACGUGUCUAAAAUGCAUCGAUUUCAGUAUUUAGCGAAUCGGUACUUUGCUGCUGGCGUCUUAAAGUGGACUCCUUCUCAAUUCACCUUAAAAUCUUUGAAAGUGCCAUGCUGUGUGCAGGCCAGACAUAUAACGGAAGGAUCCAUUGAAAAAUCAAGAUUACAGCGGUUUAGUACGGCUGAGGCCACGGUGAAUGCGAGAGAAAAUGGAAAAGUGAGAGAAAAGAUCCUUACGAUGGAGACACUGAACCCGCACGUGAAAGCUGUGGAAUAUGCAGUGAGAGGACCUAUCGUCAUCAAAGCUGGUAAAAUCGAACAAGAGUUACAGCAGGGGGAAAAGAAGCCAUUCACUGAGGUCAUCAGGGCCAACAUUGGGGACGCCCAUGCUAUGGGGCAGCAACCAAUCACAUUUCUGCGACAGGUGGUGGCUCUCUGCACAUGCCCAGAAUUGCUGGACAGCCCAGCGUUCCCUGAAGAUGCUAAACUACGAGCACGACGCAUACUCCAAGGCUGUGGAGGAAAAAGCAUAGGGUCGUACAGCGCCAGCCAGGGAGUGGAGUGCAUCCGGAAGGAUGUGGCCGAAUACGUGGCGCGGAGGGACCAGGGCGUGCCCACCAGCUGGUACAAUGUUUUCCUCACCACCGGGGCCAGCGACGGCAUCAUGAGCAUUUUGAAGCUGCUGGUGUCGGGGGCGGGGCCGACCCGCACCGGGGUGAUGAUCCCCAUCCCGCAGUACCCCCUGUAUUCGGCAGCCAUCGCCGAGCUCGGGGCCGUGCAGGUGAACUACUACCUGGACGAAAGCAACUGCUGGGCGCUGGACAUCGUGGAGCUGCACAAAGCUUACCGCGCGGCCAAACAGUACUGCAAUCCCAGAGUGCUUUGCAUCAUCAACCCGGGGAACCCGACAGGUCAGGUUCAGAGCAGGAAGUGCAUUGAGGAUGUCCUGCACUUCGCCUACGAGGAGAAGCUAUUUGUGCUGUCUGAUGAGGUUUAUCAGGACAACAUCUACUCUCCCGACUGCCAGUUCCAUUCCUUCAAAAAGGUUCUGUACGAGCUGGGGCCCGAGUACUUCAACGGCGUGGAGCUCGUGUCCUUCCAUUCUACCUCCAAAGGGUACACUGGAGAGUGCGGGUUCAGAGGGGGCUACAUGGAGGCCAUCAAUCUGGACCCGGAUGUGCAGGCCCAGCUGGUCAAGCUGCUGUCCGUGCGCCUGUGCCCCCCCGUCUCCGGACAGGCCGCCAUGGACGUCAUCGCCAACCCUCCUCAGUCCGGCGAGCCCUCCUACCCACAGUUCCUUAAGGAGAAGACCGCGGUCCUCAGCUCUCUGGCGGAGAAGGCUCGGCUGACGGAGCAGAUCCUGAACACAGUGCCGGGGAUCAAGUGUAACCCGGUGCAGGGAGCCAUGUAUGCCUUCCCCCGCAUCUUCAUACCGCCCAGAGCAGUGGAAGAGGCCAAGGCAUUGGGAAUGGCCCCAGACAUGCUUUACUGCUUGCAGCUCCUGGAGGAAACCGGGAUCUGUGUUGUCCCGGGCAGUGGGUUUGGGCAGAGGGAGGGAACCUACCAUUUCAGAAUGACUAUUCUUCCAUCAACUGAGAAGCUGAAAUUGCUCCUGGAGAAGGUCCAGUCCUUCCAUAUCAAGUUUCUGGAGCAUUAUGGCGCCCUGGAGGAGGCAUCAGUAUGAGAGCGGUUUGGACUCGUCGGAACCUGGAGAAGCCCUGGAAGCAGACCUGGACUGGGUAGAGCUGGCUGUGUAGUCCCUGCCAGAUAGUGUUCAACAGACUAACUGAAGAAAAAAGUCCAAAGCUAUUUAUUUUUACAUUUUUCUCCUCCACGUACUCCGUAAACCUCACCUAGUGGACAGCCGUCCCCGUUCUCUGACUGCGAGAACACCGCACGGGUUCAAGACAUUUGUGCCUUUGCCACGCUCUGUCGUUUCAGAAAAACGGCAAAUGGGGGAGGGGGGGGGGGGCGGAAUUUAUUACACAAUGUUAACACUACAGGGCGAGCAAGCGUGCAUGAAAAGACUUACAAUUCAGAUUAUCAGAUUGCCAUUUCAGAACACUCCUGGAUUUCUGUCCACGUUUUCCACCAUUUUUAUUCUUAAACUGUCAUGUUUUUUGUGUAAAGGAUUUCCAUUUUCCAAGUUGGGCCUCACUGAGCCACAACGGUUCCUUUACCAUUCCCCUACACCCAGGCAAGUGAAGCCUCAAACCAUAGUGUUACAUUUUGCACUUUUCCAGUUUCUAAUUAAAAUAGCAGCACUCCAAAAAUUUUUACAUGAAACUUGAAAGCCUGGGUGUGUGAAGGUAAUGGUAGGAAGACUAUUCUAAAUACUGUUUACACUGUUACAAGUAAUAUUUUUUUCCUUUUUUUUUUUUUUUUUUUUUUUUUUUAGUGUUUGAUGCACUUUUGGUAUUUUGUGGUGUUUUUUAAAUAACUUUAAUAAUUGAUGAGAUUAAAGUUCUGGAUUGCAAUGAAGGGGUUAUCAACUUUCCAUCAGAACAGUGCUGAAAAUGGAACCCCCGUUAGUGUUAACUCCGAGAUAAUGUGCAGUUGAAAGGUUUUCCUGAAUUAGUUUGCAUAAGCUGUCUACUGCCAUGAUAACUUCAACUCCGCAGCAUGUUAGAGAAUUGGUUUUGAGACUAACUGUAAUCCAAAUUGCUUGGACAGCAUGUUACAUUUUAUGCAGGUGCACCCUAACCAGUUACUGUGUUGUGCUGCUUUUGAUCCAGUAUACUUUGUUCCCACUUUGUUCCCACCUUGUUCCCACUUCUCCCCACUUCUCAUAACUCAUGCAAAUGUCAAAGGGAAAUGAAUCAUCUGUUCUUUUAGCCUUUUAAUUUAAAUUUAUCAAACCUUUCCUCAUGUGGUACUGCAUUUUUCCUCAACAUAAAAUCAACUGUACACCCAUUUAGAGGACACUGUCCUGAAGUUUUUGGUUUUCUAUUCCAUGUUUUUGAAGUGAAGCAAAGACCAAGACAGAAAGUACAUUUUGUUUUCUAACCUGCAGAAUUGUUAUGAACAGACAGUAUUAGUGGAAUUAGAAAAUAGUCUUCAACCCUUCAUUGACUUUCUGAGAUGUGGAAAGUUGUUUUUAAGUUUGUACUGAAGGCAAUCGAGGAAGAAUCUGCUUGUUCUGUCAGAAUUCAGACAGCCCAAGUGAGCGGUCUUAAAUAAUGAAAUGUAAAAAUAUAUCAGAGAUCCCUUAACAAUCCCUCCGUGUUGGCUGCUUUUUAAAAAUGGAUCUUGCUGUAGAUUUUCUGUUCUUAUGAGGUGCCUUUUGUUACUGCAAUAUGGCCUUUAUCAGGUGACUCUGGGGGUGUAAGUGUCCUAAUGCAUUCUGUGUACAGUAAACACAUUACAUAUUCUUUCUGUUACUCUGAAGUAAAUAUGCCACUUCUGAAUGGUCAA